GACCGGCCACCGGAGGGGGGCGAACCCACGUCAACCUGUUGUUUGUCCGGUCCCCAUUGAUCUUGCCAGCGCCACAAGGAAGUGCGGCACCCACACGCUCUUGGAAAGUUCAGCAUGCAGGAAGUUUGGAAAGAGCGGGGCAAGUAGCUGGAGGGCACGGCAGCGCAGGGCAGACAGGCAGCGAAGGCGCGGAGCGGCGCAGCAGAGGUCCACCGGCCCAACCCGGUGGGCUUUAUUUAUUUAUAUAUUCAUUUCUGGAGAGACGUUGUCCCUAGGUCGCUGAUCCCAAAUGCACCGACUCAUUUUCAUCUCCAUUCUUGUGUGCGCGAACUUUUGCAGCUAUCGGGACACUUUUGCGACUCCGCAGAGUGCAUCCAUCAAAACUUUGCGCAACGCCAACCGGAGGAGAGACGAGGGCAAUCACCUCACAGACUUGUACCGAAGAGAUGAGAACAUCCAGGUGACAGGCCAUGGCCACGUGCAGAGCCCUCGCUUCCCAGGCAGCUACCCCCGGAACCUGCUCCUCACAUGGCGCCUCCAUUCCCAGGAGAAAACACGCAUACAGCUGGCCUUUGACCAUCAGUUUGGAUUAGAGGAAGCAGAAAAUGACAUCUGUAGGUAUGACUUUGUGGAAGUGGAGGAUAUCUCUGAAACCAGCACUGUAGUUAGAGGAAGGUGGUGUGGCCACAAGGAAACCCCUCCACGGAUAACGUCAAGAACGAACCAGAUUAAAAUUACAUUCAAAUCCGAUGAUUACUUUGUGGCAAAACCUGGAUUCAGAAUUUAUUAUUCACUGGUGGAAGAUUUCCAACCUGAAGCAGCCUCAGAGACCAACUGGGAAUCAGUCACAGGCCGUAUCUCUAAGCUCAAUGAAACCAAAUGCAUGGUGCAGUUGAAAGAGAUACAUGGGGUGUCCUAUCACUCUUCAUCAGUAACGGACCCGAUGCUCACUGCUGAUGCUCUGGACAAAACAAUUGCAGAAUUUGAUACCGUGGAAGAUCUGCUUAAGCACUUCAAUCCAGAGUCUUGGCAAGAUGAUCUAGAAAAUUUGUAUCUGGACACCCCUCAUUAUAGAGGCAGAUCAUACCAUGACCGGAAGUCCAAAGUGGACCUGGACAGGCUCAACGAUGACGUCAAGCAUUACAGUUGCACUCCCAGGAAUCACUCGGUCAAUCUCAGGGAGGAGCUGAAGUUGACCAAUGCAGUCUUCUUCCCGAGAUGCCUCCUCGUGCAGCGCUGUGGGGGCAACUGUGGUUGCGGAACUGUCAACUGGAAGUCCUGCACCUGCAGCUCAGGAAAGACGGUGAAAAAGUAUCAUGAGGUAUUAAAGUUUGAGCCUGGCCAUUUCAAGAGAAGAGGCAAAGCUAAGAACAUGGCUCUCAUAGAUAUCCAGUUGGAUCACCAUGAGCGGUGUGACUGUGUCUGCAGCUCAAGACCACCACGAUAAGACACCAUGCAUACAUGAAGAAUAAAAAGCUCUUUAGGUCCAGACAUGGUAAGGGACUCAUCCCACCCUAAGCAACCAAAAUUGCUUCUCAGCUGCAGUGCAGUGAACACAGGUGAAACCUCGCUUUGUUGGUGCCAUAGCAAGAAACAGAUACCAUUAGCUUCUAUAUCCAUAAAUAUAGGAAUUCAUUUAUUAGUAGUAUGUGAAGAUAUGUAUGUAUCCUGAGAUACAUGUCUAUCUCCAUGUGUGUAAAUAGAUGAAAUAUUUUAUUCAGUAUAUUUACUGAGGUCCUCCAAAGACAAAUGAUUAGAUUAUUACUCAAUAAUUUUGCUGUAUUAAGGAAUGUGUCAAACAUGAAAACAUCUCUUUAAAAAACUCAGAAUAUAAAUUUUUUGAAAUGUUUCACAAAACAUAUCAGAUCUUGUUCUCUUAAAGAAGGCUUUUGUCCAUUAAACAAAAGAUGAGAGAUUCUUGUGUAUAUCUUAAUUCCAUGGCAAAAAUAAAGUUUCCAGGGGCAAAAGCAAAUAUUUAAAUAUUUUCUGCAUGAGAUGCACUGCACACAUACAAAUACGAACAGUAAUUAUCUUUCUUUCCCCGAAAGAACACCAAAUAAUACACGGUUGUUAAGUAUCAAAUCAAGUCCUCUUUUAUGUAUUUUGUCAAGGCAAGCUCGCUCAUUGAGCAUGCUUCUCGAUGUUGCUCAGGAAGUGUUGUGAUAGUCCUUCAUGAAGCAAUCAAUAGAUUUCAGCAGAAUUUUUGAUUCUUUUCUGCAGAAAAGCAAGUAUUUUCAGGAAUAGCAUGCCAUUAUGCCUAAGCCUCUCAACAUGGCAUUCACAGGAAGAUGUGGAUCAUAGAAAGUCGGAAAUAAGCAAAUAUUGACAUAACUGGGAAUUGAAUAGGCUAUUAGAUACAGUUUGCAUUUAAAAAUUGAUCUACAUUCUCCAAACUGUGCCAGUCUUUCUCUGUUUUGUUUUUGUUUCUGUGUUUUCAAUACAUAUGCAUGGGCUUAUCAUGUUAUAUCAGACAGGCCAUCAUGAAAUAUAGCCCAAAAGCUUUUAUGUGUUAACAAAAUAACUUUUAUUUAUAUAAAUUCCUAAUUCUAUAGUUAAGAUUCUGAAUACAUAUUCUGAAUCAGUGGAAAUUAGAUGUGAGAUUUCCUGUCCUUUGCAAUCUUCAGACUCUGUUCUGUAGAACCUGCUACACAAUACGGUUGUUAAGGAUCAAAUCAAGUCCUCUUUUAUGUAUUUUGUCAAGGCAAGCUCGCUCACUGGGCAUGCUUCUCGAUGAAUUGCUCAGGAAGUGUUGUGAUAGUCCUUCAUGAGGCAAUCAAUAAGUUUCAGCAGAAUUUUUGAUUCUUUUCUGCAGAAAAGCAAGUAUUUUCAGGAAUACCAUGCCAUUAUGCCUUACCCUGCUUUCCUCCGGAAAGCUUUAUGCAUUGGUUAUUAGGAAUGAGAGUCAGUUUCCCUCAGUAGCUCCCUUGUGUCUACACCAACGUGACUGAGUCCAGAAACGGGAAGUCAUUCAUCUCUCUCUCCAAAGCAAGAAACUUAGGAGGAGACACUGAAGUCAGGUUCACCUGGGCUAGUCUCUGGGAACUACAUUCUUCUUCCUGCCUUGGGAGUAGAAAAGAGAAGUGAUUUCUUCUGUGAAUCCAUUGCUUCCCUGAGCAUCAGAUGAUCAGCUCAAACAUACCUGCAUAGCUAAGUACGAUGCCAUCCAAUCCAAGUUGCCAGCUGUGCCGAGCAGACCUGUGCUUAUUGUCACAUGUCUUCUGAAAGUUCAGUUUCUACUCAAUGAGCAUCAGGAUUAAAUACUGUGUUGGUUGGCUGUCCAGCUUGAGAAGUGCCCCAGGGCCUUUUCCUCCAUGCCCACUUACAGGUUUCCUGUGAAGCAACGACUUCCCGUACCAAAACUAAGUUGUAGUUUACCUCACUCACUGUAUAGCGCACAGCUCACACCAUAGAUGUAAACACAAGCAUUAGAGUGCUCUACACAAUUCCCAAUAAAGCUCCCAGCCCGCGAUAACCAGGUAAAGCCUUGUUGUCCUUUAUUUACUAGCUGCAGGAUAAGCAGGCAUAUAUACCGAGGCCUCCUUCCCUUUCUUGAAAGUCUUACUAAACACUCUCUCUUGGUAUUCUGUUAUCUAUUCCACAUCCAACAUGUAGCAAAUAAAUUUGCUUCAUUGCCAUCAAAGGACUGAGAAUAAAAAACAAACCAUUGUACAAAUUGCAUUUCAAAAUAAACUAAUAAAUAUACAGUCUGCAUAACUCACUCA
This is a messenger RNA of Microtus ochrogaster (prairie vole), 3722 nucleotides long. It is a transcript of the gene Pdgfd, whose product is annotated as platelet derived growth factor D. Gene Ontology annotation, cellular component: membrane. Gene Ontology annotation, molecular function: growth factor activity; platelet-derived growth factor receptor binding. The record is from RefSeq and is a predicted model, not a curated record. Gene Ontology annotation, biological process: positive regulation of MAP kinase activity; positive regulation of cell migration; platelet-derived growth factor receptor signaling pathway. NCBI's taxonomy places the organism in Eukaryota, Metazoa, Chordata, Mammalia, Rodentia, Cricetidae.